Molecule: messenger RNA, 1018 nt
Organism: Eutrema salsugineum
Lineage: Eukaryota; Viridiplantae; Streptophyta; Magnoliopsida; Brassicales; Brassicaceae
Product: 40S ribosomal protein S6-1
Exons: 6
Coding region: 71-823 (250 amino acids)
Biological process (GO): translation
Cellular component (GO): ribosome
Molecular function (GO): structural constituent of ribosome
Source: RefSeq, a predicted model, not a curated record
AAUUGUUGAAAACCCUAAGCGUCGAUUGCCAAAGCCGUUUUUCUCUUGUGUUCAUAGUCGACCUGAGAAGAUGAAGCUUAACGUCGCCAAUCCGACGACUGGUUGCCAGAAGAAGCUUGAGAUCGACGAUGAACAGAAACUCCGUGCGUUUUAUGAUAAGAGACUCUCCCAAGAAGUCAGCGGAGAUGCUUUGGGCGAGGAGUUCAAGGGAUACGUUUUCAAGAUCAUGGGUGGGUGCGAUAAGCAAGGUUUCCCAAUGAAGCAGGGAGUUCUAACUCCAGGCCGUGUUCGCCUUUUGCUUCACCGAGGAACACCUUGCUUCAGGGGACACGGAAGGAGGACUGGAGAGAGGAGAAGAAAGUCUGUUCGUGGCUGCAUUGUGAGCCAUGAUCUCUCUGUUCUUAACCUUGUCAUUGUUAAGAAGGGUGAGAAUGAUCUUCCUGGGCUUACCGAUACCGAGAAGCCAAGAAUGAGAGGACCUAAGAGAGCGUCCAAGAUCCGUAAACUGUUUAACCUCUCGAAGGAAGAUGAUGUGAGGAAGUACGUCAACACUUACCGCCGCAAAUUCACAAACAAGAAAGGCAAGGAAGUGAGCAAAGCGCCUAAGAUCCAGAGGCUUGUCACUCCAUUGACUCUUCAGAGGAAGAGAGCUAGAAUCGCUGACAAGAAGAAGAGGAUUGCAAAGGCUAACUCUGAUGCUGCUGAGUACCAGAAGCUUCUUGCCUCGAGGUUGAAGGAACAGCGUGACAGGAGGAGUGAGAGUUUGGCUAAGAAGAGGUCGAGACUCUCUUCUGCUGCUGCCAAGCCCACCGUUACUGCUUAAUAAAGUUUGAGAAUCAUCUUUCUAGUUUUGUGUUCUUUUUGCGUCUCCGGAAUUCAAAAGAGUUGGUUCUAGUUCAUAUUUCAGUUGUUGCAUCCAUGACAUGGUUACACAACCACUUUCGACGUGUGUUUCUUAAUUUAUGCUCUUUUAGUUAAAAGGACCAUUUUAUAUUCGAUUUUUGUUCCUCUUUUUUAA